ACCACCCAGAGAAGUCGGCGGGCUCUCGUGCUCUCCAGGACGGUCGCGCCCCGAAGCCGAAUCCGACCUGGCCCUGGUGCACCGCGACGCGACCGAGAGGCGACUCGAGACCAUGCGAGGGUGAGUCCCGGGGCGACGUGGAGGAGGAGCAGAACCCUUCUCGGAGCCGAUAUCAUGGAGGAGGAGCCGGUGAUCCGGAAGUCUCAGGCCAUGAGAAACAGACCGCGGCGUCUGUCGCGCCGCGAGAGACGGCCCCUUCAGGUAGGACUCUUCCUGGUGUACGUGGUGAUGCAGCUGGCGACAUCGACAGGGCAGACGACGAACGAAAACGGGGGUGUGAACGAGAUGCCUCCACCGUCACCUGCGAUGCCUUCUCCCUCCCCUGCAGCGCCGACGACGCCGAAGGCGGCGCCGGAAGCCCCGAAGCCGCCCACGAGGACCCCCCCGAACAAGGGACCGGGACAGAAAGCGGUGGUCCCGGGUGGUGAAACCAUCGAUAAGCACGCGGAGCCCUCGAAGCCCCGAGAACCUUCCAAAGAGCCCGGGACCAUGUCCAAGGAGUCCCCGAAAAAGGUCCAGGGGGUGCUCGGCACGACUGCGGCCCCGACGAGGACGACGCCCUACGUGGACCUUCAUCCUACUUGGCGGCCCAGACGAGAGAAUUGUUCGCCACCGGCCAUCGAGCAAUUUCCUCGACCCCUGAUGGGUCCGGGGGCGAGGAAACACGGAGGCUUGAUCAUCCACGUGCUGGUGGCCGUUUACACCUUCCUGGGCCUGGCCAUCGUCUGCGACGACUACUUUGUCGCCAGUCUGGACAGAAUAUGUGAAGAACUACGCUUAUCACCCGACGUGGCAGGCGCGACCUUCAUGGCUGCCGGGUCGUCCGCUCCCGAGCUGGCGACCGUCGUCAUCGGGGUCUUCUUCGCCAAGGACGACAUAGGUGUCAGCGGCGUUAUCGGGAGCGCGGUCUUCAACAUCAUGUUCGUCAUAUCGGUGUGCGGUCUCUGCUCUGGCACGGUCUCCAAACUGAACUGGUGGCCGCUUUGUCGGGACUGCUUCUUCUACGCCAUCUCCAUCCUGGUGAUGCUAGGCACGAUCUUCAACGAGAGCAUAUCCUGGAUGGAGUCCCUCUUCAUGCUGCUGAUGUACGCGGUGUACUGCAUCGCUCUGUCCUUCAACGCGUCCUUGGAGAGAUGGGCCAAGUCCUACAACAUCCCGUUCCUGCCCAAGGAUGACGACCCUGCCGAGGAAAGCGCCCUGGUGAGCUACAGAUCACUUCAGGAAGAGCGGUUAUCCUAUACCGGACCCAUCUCACCGGUAACGGAACAGGUCAAGGCGCAGGAAGGUGAGCUCUUCAAGAUGAAGAUCCCCUUUCGACCUCUUCCUUCUUCGACCACUUCUUCCGGGAACCCGAUGGAGAUGGACCAACCGCAUCAGCAACAGCCGCCGCCGCCGCCGCCGCCGCCGCAGCAGCAGCAGCCAGUGGCGAAGCAGGCGCCGCAAUACUACAAAGCCAAGGAUCCAGAUCCAAACGAGGUGUCUCCUCUCGUCAUGCCCGCUGAUGCUACUCAAUGGAGAAAAUUCACGUGGGGUCUGGUCUACCCCAUCCACUUCAUGUGUCGAGCCACCAUGCCGGACUGCCGCCAGGACAAGUACCGGAACUGGUACCCCUUCACCUUCUGCAUCUCCAUGAUAUGGAUCAGCUUCUACAGCUACAUCAUGGUGUGGAUGAUCACGAUAAUAGGAAGUACAUUGGGGAUCCCCGACACGGUGAUGGGGUUGACGUUCGUGGCGGCCGGAGUCAGCGUUCCCGAUGCCUUGUCAUCCCUCGCUGUCAUUAAGGAGGGCCUCGGCGACAUGGCAGUGAGCAACGCGGUUGGCAGCAACGUCUUCGACAUCCUGGUCUGCCUGGGGUUGCCCUGGUUCAUCCAAACGGCCAUGAUCUCUCCUGGUUCCCACGUCAACGUCACCAGCAGAGGGUUGACCUACUCGACGAUAUCUCUGCUCUCCACCGUGGUGUUUCUGGUCCUGGCGACGCAUCUGAACGGCUGGAAGCUGGAUCGCCGAUACGGAGUUGUGCUGAUGAUCUGGUACCUCGUCUUCAUAGUGUUCGCUUCGCUGUACGAGCUCAACAUCUUCGGAGAGAUGAAUCCACCCGUGUGCCCGAGCUCGUUCUAGACUCCUCCAGGUCCGCCCCGGUGCCUUCUUCGAGGCCCGUAAGUUCCACCCGAAGAACUUCCUAAACAGUGGAGAAGAAGCUCCUGAAGAAUCCUCCGUGUCUCUCCGCUACUCCACAACCUGGAGAUCCGAGCUAAAGUCGAGGUCGGUGACACUUCUUCGGAUGACCCUGCCACGUGGCACAUGACAGGCCUCCGUAUAAUCCAUCAGUAUUACGAGUGUUACUUAUUAUUUAUCUCGCUGGUAUCGACCCGUAAGCCGAUAUCGCUGCACCAAAUUCGGGCGUAUGGGGGAAAAAGAAUCCAAAACUCGCGCAAACGUCGCGCGCCGAUAUUCUCCUCACGGCGCAUAGGAUAAUACCGUGAUGGUCCAAUUUUCUCAUUGAUCUUCUUCGAUUUUCUGUUGAAAACCGUUGCAGGAUCUUCGUCGAUUUCUCCGAUCGAUAGGAUCGAUGCUCCAUCGGUUGGAUGCAGGCUCGACCCCUCCUGCCCUGACGCCCUUCCGAGGCGACGAAAAACCUGAAAAUAAAUACGAACCGUAAACGACGGUAUAUCUAAAUACAAAAAGUCGUUCCUAUUUAUCGUAGAGUAAUCUCUAGGUCCUAAUUCUCAGGCGUACUAAAGCACAGGGCGUGAAUAAACGUGAAAAAGCGAGGAAAUGAAUUUCUACCCCGUUCUCUCGGGACGCCAGGGCCAGGCGGGUUAAAGUGACGUAAAAGCGGUAUCCGAGAGGUCGAUCGUUUAUGGGACUUUCCUCCGGACCGGGUGUACCGAGUCGUUCGAAACCUCACCGCGUGAGUAUGGAGGCCCUAAGGAAGGUCUGGACACCUACGAAAUUGCAUUUUUUAUAAAAAAAAAAAGAAAUUUAAAAAUAGUUUAGAAGAAAAAAUCAUUUAGGAAC
Orussus abietinus is the source of this 3078-nucleotide messenger RNA. Its product is annotated as probable sodium/potassium/calcium exchanger CG1090. Gene Ontology annotation, cellular component: membrane. NCBI's taxonomy places the organism in Eukaryota, Metazoa, Arthropoda, Insecta, Hymenoptera, Orussidae. Gene Ontology annotation, molecular function: calcium, potassium:sodium antiporter activity; calcium channel activity. Gene Ontology annotation, biological process: calcium ion transmembrane transport; intracellular calcium ion homeostasis. The record is from RefSeq and is a predicted model, not a curated record.